Molecule: messenger RNA, 1755 nt
Organism: Gossypium raimondii (Peruvian cotton)
Lineage: Eukaryota; Viridiplantae; Streptophyta; Magnoliopsida; Malvales; Malvaceae
Product: leucine-rich repeat extensin-like protein 2
Exons: 1
Coding region: 68-1552 (494 amino acids)
Molecular function (GO): protein binding
Source: RefSeq, a predicted model, not a curated record
AAUAAACUCUCUAAGACAUUUCAAAACGCUUUAUUUCUUUGAAUUAAAAAAAAAAAAACAAAGAAAAAUGGAGAAUUACUCUUAUAAUUCGUACCCGGAUUCCGGCGAUUCUUCGCCGCGAUCUCGGGAAAUCGACUUUGAAAAUCCUCCGCCGUGGGAGGAUCAAGCGCAACAACCGCAGAGUUAUAAGGCUAAGUUUAUGUGCAGUUACGGUGGCAAGAUCCAUCCUCGGCCUCAUGAUAAUCAGCUAUCUUACAUCGGUGGAGAGACUAAGAUACUGGCCGCUGAUCGAAACAUCAAAUUCUCCGCCAUGAUCUCUAAGCUCUCCGCUCUCUGCGGCGGUGGCGACGGUGAUUUUUCGUUCAAGUACCAGCUCCCUGGUGAGGACCUCGACGCACUUAUUUCGGUAACUAACGAUGAUGAUCUCGAACACAUGAUGUUAGAAUACGAUCGGCUAUAUCGAGCCUCGGCCAAGCCAGCUAGGAUGCGGCUUUUCGUGUUUCCGGCGACCGGUUCCUUGAAUUACGGGAGCGAAGGGGCGAAAUUGGACCGUGAGCGGUUCGUGGAGGCUUUAAAUUCCGGUACGUCUCAGGGAGGCGAGAAAACCGCUGCGAUCCCGCAAAGCAAUAUGGAUUUCUUGUUUGGACUUGAAAAGGGGAUGGCUCCACCUCCGCCGGUUAAAAUCCGUGAUCCCGUGGCGGAACCGGUGAUCCAACCGCCGCCACCUCCGGUACCGGAAGUCGUUGGGACGGAUCAUGCUUUGAGUCCAGGUGAAAUUCAAAGACAGAUACAAGAAUUGCAGAGGCUUCAAAUUCGGGAUCAAGAACAUCUACAAGAAUUGCAGAGGCUUCAAAUUCGGGAUCAAGAACAGCUCGCUAUGUAUAGGAAGAAGAAUGAAGAAGCUGCUUCUUUCCCUUAUACAGGGGAAUACUACGCCCAGAAGUUACCUGAAAAACCACAACCGGUGACCGUACAACAGCAUGUGCCAGCGACAGCCGGAAUCUGGCCGGAUAAACAAAUUUCAUCCGGGGGUUUCCCAGCAACCGUAACGGCAGCCCCAGGACCACCACCGCCGGCGGAUCACCCUGUUUACAUGAUCCCAGCUCCAGUUCCAGGAUCGGCUCCGGCCAACCUCUAUCACGCACCUCCACCAGUUCCAGCUCCAGCACCUGCAUCAGCAUCAGCAGCACCACAAAUGGUUCGACCAGUAACCGGACAAGCCGGUCAAGGCUACUACACCAACUUACAGAGAAUGCCUCAUGAAGUUUACCGGGAGCAACCCGUUUACAACAUGGUGGCCCAACCUCAACCUCCGCCCACUCAACACCAGCCGAUAUCAACGAUACCACAACAGGUGGUAAGGCCGCCAAGCAGUGGUGUAACAGAUGCUGGAUAUGGACACGUCGCAGCAUACGACAGACAGGCUUACUAUACUGCACAGGGGGGUGUCGUGCCUCCUCAGUAUCAAGGCGUUGGUGUGGCGGUUAGUGGUGACAAAAGAGGCAACGUCGACGGCAAAGUGGUAUAUAAAGUUUCACAAGGUUCAGUUUAAUUUCUAAAAUUAUGAAAGGUUUUUCGAUAUAUCUGUUAGUUUUAAUUGGUAUUAUUACGUAUUACUAUAUAUAUCAAGUAUAAAUCAAAAUUUUAGCACUUAAUUUUAUUUUAUGCCAUAUGAAAUUAUGAGUUUGUGUUGAAAAAUUGUGAUUUACAUUCUGGGUUAACUUUAAAUUCGUUGAAUAUCAUAAAUUAACUGAA